Molecule: messenger RNA, 2257 nt
Organism: Thalassophryne amazonica
Lineage: Eukaryota; Metazoa; Chordata; Actinopteri; Batrachoidiformes; Batrachoididae
Gene: cavin1a
Product: caveolae associated protein 1a
Biological process (GO): transcription initiation at RNA polymerase I promoter; termination of RNA polymerase I transcription
Cellular component (GO): caveola; cytoplasm
Molecular function (GO): rRNA primary transcript binding
Source: RefSeq, a predicted model, not a curated record
ACUGGGAGAUCUUGCAGGGAGCAGAGGCAUUUGAGACAGGGCACGCAUAUCUCAGCUGUGAGAGGCCCCACUCCCCCUGGCUGGCUGCGGUUGGCAUUCCAGAGCAGAGGCACAAAGGGUGUAAGGUGAAAGAAGAGUAAAGUCAACGUGGAAGAGGUGAAGAAAGUUGUAAGACAAGAAAAGGGACUGAGAACUGACAUUUGUGCAGCAUCAGUCGUGUGUUUUCAAGUGCAAGAGGUUCGUGUUUGAAGUUGGCAGCCAUGGCGAAUACAGGUGUCAAGCCAGAGCAUGUGGCUCUAGCAGCAGGUUCUUAUGAUGAUGAAGAAGUAGCCCUAGUGGGCGCCGCUGCCGAGCCGGCGGUAGAUGAUGACGACCCUGCCGAGGAGGUGGACCUCGUGCUGGCCCCUGGCUCUGGGGGCAAGAACGAAGCACAGAUAAAUGGCGUCAUGGUUCUGUCAUUGCUCGACAAGAUUAUCGGGGUGGUGGACCAGAUCCAGCAGACCCAGACUGGGCUGGAGGCACGGCAGGAGGCCAUGGAGAAGUCAGUGUCGAGCAUCCAGGGGGAGCUGGCUAAACUGACCAAGAACCACACCGGCACUACCAACACCGUGAACAAAAUGCUGGAAAAGGUGCGUAAGGUCAGCGUUAACGUCAAGACGGUGCGGAACAACUUAGAGAAGCAGGCAGUCCAGAUCAAGAAGCUGGAGGGCAACGAAAACGAGCUGCUCAAGAGGCGCAACUUCAAAGUCCUCAUCUACCAGGACCAAGUGAAGGCACCAAAAGUAGCCAAGCCCAAAGGCACAGAGACAGUAGUUGAAGCUGGAGCAGUGGAAGGCCUAAAGCAGAUACCUGAAGAAGAAGGUGAGGGUCUCCCAGCCAAUCUCAAUUCAGACGAGGAGGUGGAAAUUGAGGAGAUCAUUGAAGAGUCUCGUGCCGAGCGCAUCAAGCGCACCAGUAAGCAGCAAGUGGACAACAUAAAGAAAGCCUUCUCUAAAGAGAAAAUGGAGAAGACCAAACUAAAGACCAAGGAAAAAAUGGAGAAGACUAAGCAGAAAACCCGUGAGAACUUGGAGAAGACCAAGCACAAUCUGGAGAAGAAGAUUGGCAAGAUCGGGACCCGUAUGACCCCCAACCAGGAGCGCAGGGCAAAGAUAAAGACCUCUAAAGACAAGGUGAAGAAAUCCCUCACCCCUGACCACAAAAUCUACGCUCGCUCCAAGACCAGCGUCUACCGCGUGCCUCCUUUCACGUUCCACGUGAAGAAGAUCCGAGAAGGGGAGGCGGAGGUGGUGCAGAAUGUAGAGCUGGUGGAAACGUCCGAGGUCGAGGGCCAGCAGGGAGGUGAGGAGAACGGGCUGGACGUGCAUGUAGACGUGGACGAGGAGGAGCUGGUGAGUGUAGACAGCCCAGAGAAGGAGCAUCUUUUACAUGUGACGGAGGACUCUCUGAUGGUCGCCGUGGAGACAGACCACUUAAAGAAGGCCCAGAGUGAAUAAGGAGCAGCCAAGUGCUGCGGUGAUACGAUAAGAAGCAAGAAAGCAGCAAGAUAACGACGUUGGCGGAGUCUCAAUGAACAAGUCUAAUCACAAGGACACAAUAUUAAUUAUCAGGACUUUCUAGACACAAUAUGUAACAUCUCAUUAUUUCUCUUUUCUUUUUAUUGUACCAACAGGGAUGACUUUGAUAUUUCCGCUUCUUUAAUAUACACAUUAAAACGUAACGCUAGCCUUUAAGACACACUGCAGGCUUACGUCUGACUGAUGAGCCUAUCUUCUAGUCUAGGAUAUUUGCUUUGCUUGUUGUUUGAUAAAUUGAGUGCCAAAAGCAAAAAAAAAAAAAAAAAAGCUAUAACCUUUGCUAUUGAGAUGUAUAAUAUAAUAUAUUUCCUUAUUUGAAAUGCACAUCUGGAAGUUCCUAGUAUGUUUUAAAUUGUUACUGAUGGUUUUGGUUAUGUAAUGUGCAUGUGUGAAAAUGAAUUAACAAGUAGGCCAGGAACAAAAGAAAUAAUUAUAAUAAUAAUAAUUAAAAAAAACCACAGGAGAUGGGUCAAAUGGACACAGACUUGAGUGACUGUCUCACUCUUUUAGAAAGAAUAUUUUCACCAAUAUUUUAUGUAAUAUCUAACGGACUGUUAGUCCGUUAGAUAUUACAUAAAAUGUGUGUGUUUUUUGAAAACUGAAUACUUAUGGAUUGCCAAUCAAACGGGGGUUUUAUCCAGAAGGUGUUUUGUGAAAUCAGUCCAAAAUUUAAAAUAAAU